This is a messenger RNA of Penicillium concentricum, 1779 nucleotides long. RefSeq names its product Major facilitator superfamily domain general substrate transporter. Lineage: Eukaryota; Fungi; Ascomycota; Eurotiomycetes; Eurotiales; Aspergillaceae. Gene Ontology annotation, molecular function: transmembrane transporter activity. Bases 1 to 1779 code for a protein of 592 amino acids. Gene Ontology annotation, biological process: transmembrane transport. The record is from RefSeq and is a predicted model, not a curated record. The transcript is spliced from 4 exons.
AUGGGUGUUCGUCCUUUCAUCCGAAGAGCGCGAAUCGUGUUCCGCCGUGUAUCAGACAGUGACAAUGAUUUUACGCAUAAUACGGCCCGUGAUGGCAAAUAUGGCCCUCAAAGUCCCAGAAGCUCUGUGGCACUCGAGGAAAUACCCGAUGGGAGUGCCCAGCAUGGUGUCCAAGACGUCGAGGCCGUGACGAUGGCGUGGACGAGGGGUACUCUAAUCGCAGUCUUCAUCAACAUUUGGUUUCUUUAUUUUGUGAAUGCGUUUCAAUCUACGGUGACCGUCACCCUGAACCCGUAUGUGACAAGCUCAUUUAAAGCACAUUCGUUGUCCGCGGUUCCCACUGCCCUAGGUGAUGUUUUUGCCGCUGCUACCUACCUACCUGUUGCAAAAAUUAUGGAUGUGUGGGGUCGUGCAGAAGGAUUUCUCCUGAUGGUUAUAUGUACAACGAUCGGCUUAGUUCUCAUGGCGACCUGUAAUAGCUUUCAGAUCUACUGCGCUGCCAACGUCUUUUACUAUGUCGGUUUCUACGGCAUGGAAUACGCAGUCGACGUUAUGACAGCUGACGUUUCGACCUUGAGAAACCGUGCUUUCGCCUAUGCGUUCACUUCCUCCCCCUACAUCAUCACGGCAUUUGCGGGACCUAAAGUGGCGAAUGAAUUCUACUACCAGGUUUCCUGGCAAUGGGGCUUUGGCUGCUGGGCAAUCGUCGUUCCUAUCGUGGCAACUCCGCUAUACAUUAUGCUAAAGUGCAAUCUGCGCAAGGCGGAGAAAGAAGGUUACAGAAUCAAGAGACCAAGUGGUCGCACGGUACUCGAAAGUAUCUGCCAUUGGACUAUCGAAUUUGAUGUCUUUGGAGUCUUCCUGUUCACUGCUGGUCUUGUGUUGUUUGAACUUCCUUUUGACCUCGCCCAUUACGCCCCCGAUAACUGGGCUUCUGGCUAUAUUAUUGCCAUGCUCGUCGUCGGUUUCUGUAUGCUUUUCUUCUUCGCAAUCUGGGAAAAAUGGCUGGCUCCAGUCCCUCUUUUCGAGUGGCGACUUCUUACGAACCGCACGAUUAUCGGUGCAGUCCUCUUGGAUGCAACCUAUCAGCUCUCAAACUUUUGCUGGAGUUAUUACUUUACGUCUUGGCUGCAAGUCAACAAUGACCUAUCCAUUACCACUUCCAACUAUAUUGUCAAUAUCUUUGAUAUGGUCUCUGGUGUGCUUUUACUAGGCAUAGGUUGGCUAAUUCGGAGAGUUGGUUUCUACAAGUGGACCCUAUAUAUUGCGAUUCCGCUCUAUAUCUUCGCCCAGGGCUUGAUGAUAUACUUCCGCCAGCCUAACAUGAAUGUUGGCUACCAAGUGAUGUGCCAAAUCUUCCUUGCUAUCGGUGGUUCAAUCUUCAUUCUUGUUGAGCAGCUUGCUAUCUUAGCGGCUGUUGACCACCAACAUGUCGCUACAGCGCUAGCCCUAUUGAAUGUGGUUGGCACUAUUGGCGAUAGUGCGGGUCUCACCAUCAGCACCGUCAUCUGGCAAAACACAUACAUGAAAGCUCUUUUUCGAUACCUCCCAGAAUCGGCUAUGCCGAAUCUGAACAACAUCUAUGAGGAUCUCGUCACACAGCGGAGCUAUGCUGUUGGAACUCCCACCAGGCUGGCUAUUCAGAAGGCCUAUGCCUACGCCGAACUUCGACUACUUGCUGUAGGAUGUGGCAUUAUACUUCUGGCGAUACCUUGCACUGUGUUGAUGAAGGAUAUCAAUUUGAAUAGGAAGCCACAGGUCAGGGGUACGGUCUUUUAG